This is a messenger RNA of Phlebotomus argentipes, 1746 nucleotides long. RefSeq names its product cytochrome P450 9e2-like. Gene Ontology annotation, molecular function: monooxygenase activity; iron ion binding; oxidoreductase activity, acting on paired donors, with incorporation or reduction of molecular oxygen. The transcript is spliced from 3 exons. The record is from RefSeq and is a predicted model, not a curated record. NCBI's taxonomy places the organism in Eukaryota, Metazoa, Arthropoda, Insecta, Diptera, Psychodidae. Bases 98 to 1696 code for a protein of 532 amino acids.
AGAUCAGACACACAACUAUUAUUCCGCAGUACAGUGAGAACCAUCGGAGACUUCGGACGUGUUUAGCAAGGUUAUCUCGCGAGUGUAUUUCUACAUAAUGAUUUGGUGGUUAGUGUUGAUUGUUAGUAUUGUGGCUUUUAUAGCCCAUAAGUUGUUAAAGAAGGAGGAGAGGAAGAGGAAGUUCUUCGAAGAAAGAGGCAUCAAACUUAAUAAAUCGAUGCCCUUCCUUGUUACGAUGUACAAACUCCUAACAAAGCAGAUGGGCGUCGUGGAUAUGAUUCAAAGCCUCUAUAAUGAGUUCUCUGAUGAUGAGAAAGUUGUUGCUUUCUAUGAUGGAGACACUCCGACACUUAUACUGAGAGAUCCUGAAGUUCUCAAGCGUUUCACCGUGAAGGAAUUCGAACAUUUUCAAGACCGCAAAGAUUUUAUCAAUGAAGAAAUGGAUCCUCUUUUUGGCAAUUCUCUCUUCGUCCUGAAGGAGCAGAAAUGGAGAGACAUGCGAGCGACUUUAAGUCCCGCUUUCACUGGCAGCAAAAUGCGCUUGAUGUGCGAUUUUAUUGUGGAAAUUGGAGAGCAAAUGGCAGAAUAUCUUCACAAGGAAGCAAAAGAAAAAGGUCCUCAAGUUUACGAGAUGAAAGAGCUUUUAUCCAGAGUUGCUCACGAUGUGAUUGCAACUUGUGCUUUUGGCAUAAAAGUUGACUCUUUAACCAAUAAAACCAAUGAGGUUUAUCUGGCUGGAAAAGCUCUCUCAGACUUUAGUGGAAUCGGAACUAUGCUGAAGUUCACGCUCUAUAGAAUUUCGCCUCAUCUGAUGAAAGUCUUCAACAUUAGUGUGUCGCCUUAUAAAGAGUCAAAGUUCUUCCGUAGCCUCGUCACAGAUUCAAUGAAAGUUCGUGAGCAACAGCAUAUUGUGCGUCCUGAUAUGAUUCAUCUCCUGAUGGAAGCCAACAAAGGAAAGCUAAAUCAUCAACAAAAUGAAGGAGAUUCCGCGGGAUUUGCCACUGUUGAUGAAUCAAGUGUUGCUUGGAAGAAAUCAAGCAGGGUUUGGUCAGAAACCGAGAUUGUGGCACAAUGCUUCCUAUUUCUUCUCGCAGGAUUCGAAUCAAUAUCUUCUACAUUGAGCUUUGCCACCUACGAAAUCUGUGCCAAUCCUGAUGUACAGCAGAAAUUGUACGAGGAAAUUAAGUCAGUCAAUGACGAACUGAGAGGAAAACGGAUUACCUACGAUAUUCUCCAGAAAAUGAAGUACUUAGACAUGGUUGUGUCAGAGACUCUCAGGAAAUAUCCACCCAGUAUCGUUAUCGAUAGAGAGUGCAAUAAGGACAUUACUCUGGAAUUGUAUGACAACUUCACCUUUGACUUCAAGAAGAAGCACGCUGUCUGGGUUCCGAUUUACGCUUUUCAUUGGGACCCGAAAUACUUCCCUAAUCCUGCCAAAUUUGACCCUGAGAGAUUUAGCGACGAGAACAAGUCAUCGAUUAAUUCCAGUGUUUAUAUUCCUUUCGGUAUCGGACCCAGGAAUUGCGUGGGUUCGAGAUUCGCUCUAAUGGAACUCAAGUCCAUUAUCUACUAUCUAGUUCUGAACUUUUCGCUGGAGGUCACGGAGAAGACCCAGAUUCCUCUGAAAUUGGAAAAGUCCUUUGGAGUUCUCGCUGCUGAAGGUGGAGUUCAUGCUAAACUACGUCCACGAAAAUGAUUUCAUGAAGAUUUGAUAAAUAAAUUAGCAUUUAUUAUAUUCCAAAAUAA